Pteronotus mesoamericanus is the source of this 1850-nucleotide messenger RNA. It is a transcript of the gene REC8, whose product is annotated as REC8 meiotic recombination protein. Lineage: Eukaryota; Metazoa; Chordata; Mammalia; Chiroptera; Mormoopidae. The record is from RefSeq and is a predicted model, not a curated record. The transcript has 19 exons. Bases 1 to 1731 code for a protein of 576 amino acids. Gene Ontology annotation, cellular component: meiotic cohesin complex. Gene Ontology annotation, molecular function: protein binding; chromatin binding. Gene Ontology annotation, biological process: replication-born double-strand break repair via sister chromatid exchange; sister chromatid cohesion.
AUGUUCUACUAUCCCAAUGUGCUUCAGCGCCACACGGGCUGCUUCGCCACCAUCUGGCUGGCAGCAACACGUGGUAGCCGGUUGGUGAAGCGUGAAUAUCUGAAGGUGAAUGUGGUGAAGACCUGUGAGGAAAUCCUCAGUUAUGUGCUGGUACAAGUGGAACCCCCUCAGCCCGGCCUGCCGCGCCCCCGCUUCUCUCUCUAUCUCUCAGCCCAGCUCCAGAUUGGCGUGAUCCGGGUCUACUCACAACAAUGCCAGUACCUCGUAGAGGACAUUCAGCACAUCUUGGAGCGCCUGCACCGGGCCCAGCUGCAGAUCCGCAUAGAUAUGGUGGACACUGAGCUACCCAGCCUGUUGCUUCCUAACCGCCUGGACAUGAUGGAGAUCCUGGAAGAUGCUCCAGACCCCUUUUUUGGGAUGAUGUCUGUGGAUCCCAGACUUCCCAGCCCCUUCAAUAUACCUCAGAUUCGGCAUCUUUUGGAGGCUGUGUCUCCAGAGAGAGUUCCUGAGGAGGCCCCUCCUGAAGUCCCCACAGAGCCAGCGAAGCCAGACAGGGUCCCGGUCACUGUGCUAUCUCCAGAGGCCAUCACGCUCCAGGAGGCAGAGCCCAUACGUAUGCUGCACAUCGAGGGUGAACCAGACCUCCCAGAGAUUAGCCGUCGAGACUUGGACCUGCUCAUUGCUGAGCCAGAUGAAGCUAUCCUGUUGGAGGAACAAGGCAGGCCUACCCGGCAGAUUCCCCCGCUCUCACCUCCAGCCCCUGCACAGGUGGAAGUGGCUGCAGAGCCACUUCCAGGCCCGGUCCUGGCCCCGGAGGAGGUGAAGCCAGCAGUCUGGGAGCCUGAGGCCCCACUUGUUGAGGUGACACCCCCCCUCCCGAAGGAGCUGCUUCUCCCAGCCCCACUCAGCCCAGAGAGGCGGCCCCCAGCCUCCCCACCUGCUCGUCGUCGCAUUCGCCGCCGCCAAUUACUGUUCUGGGACAAGGAAACUCAGAUCUCCCGGGAGGAGUUCCAGAAACAACUGCAAACCAAAGCUCACUGCUGGGAGUGUCCAAUGGUGCAGCCCCCUGAGAGGACCAUCAGAAGCCCCAUGGAGCUCUUCCGAACCCCAACUUACUCUGGCUGGCUACCCCCAGAACUGCUGGCUCUCUGGACCCACUGUGCCCAGCCACCUCCAAGAGCACUCAGGCGAAUGCCGCCCCUAGAGCCUGAAGAAGAGGCUGCUAGGAGGGAGGCAGCAGCUGAGGAGGAAAGGAGAAAGGCUGAAAUUCCGAGUGAUAUUGAGGUCCUGAGGGAGGCCCAGGAGCCCAGUGGGCCCCUUAUGCUGUCUUCAGAGCUCUCCAUAGAAGCAGCUGAGGAGGAGAAAACCCUCAUCAGCCUUGUCCCCCCGGAAGAGCGGUGGGCCUGGGCUGAGGCAGAGCAGCCAGAGCUCCCUGCACUGCCUGUGGUACCUGAACUCCCUGAAGUGCCCAUGGAGAUGCCUUUGGAGCUGCCUCUGGAGCCUGAGCUGCUCUCGCUCGAGGCUGUGCACAGGGCAGUGGCACUGGAGCUGCAGGCCAACAGGGAGCCAGAUUUCAGUAGCCUGGUGCCACCUCUCAGCCCUCGCAGAAUGGCCGCCCGAGUCUUCUACUUGCUCCUGGUGCUGGCAGCCCAGCAGAUCCUACGCAUGAAACAAGAGAAGCCAUAUGGGCGCAUCCUGAUCCAGCCGGGGCCCCGAUUCCACAGUGGUUAGAGCCAAUGUAGGAGCUGCCAAGAAACCAGCUACCUUAAACCAUGUCCUGCCUUACAAGGCCCUGCCUGCCUCCUCUCUGGACAUACACCUCUUCCUUUCUGCUCUCAUAGCUACUGUUU